CGUCAAACCUGGAACGGUGAAUCAGGAGCGGUAAAACUGGUGUUGGCUCUGCAGCCAGAUACUGUAUUAUUGAGCGCUUUCGGCACGCUACGCAAACUGGCUAUUAUAUUCACGCAACUGCUGAUUGGUCGGGCUCAAUGGCUUUAGUGUCUGCAGACACCAAAAUUGCUGAACUGCUCACUGAGCUCCAUCAACUAAUCAAACAAACUCAGGAGGAGCGCUCACGCAGUGAACACAACCUACUUAACAUUCAGAAAACACAUGAAAGGAUGCAGACAGAAAACAAAACGUCUCCUUACUAUCGGACAAAGCUGCGUGGACUGUACACCACCGCAAAAGCAGAUGCAGAGGCUGAAUGCAGUAUAUUGCGCCACGCUCUUGACAAAAUUGCAGAAAUUAAAUCACUACUGGAGGAAAGACGCAUUGCUGCAAGGAUGGCAGGAGUGUACAACGACAGUGACCCACCAAGGAAGACCAUGCGCAGAGGUGUUCUGAUGACCCUGUUACAGCAAUCUGCAAUGACACUUCCUCUCUGGAUCGGCAAACCAGGUGAAAGUCCACCGCCUCUGUGUGGAGCGAUACCCGCGAGCAGUGACUACGUGGCUAAGCAGGGUGAUAAGGUGGCAGCUCGGGUGAAGGCUGUGGAUGGUGAUGAACAGUGGAUCCUGGCUGAAGUGGUCAGCUACAACCACUCCACCAACAAGUAUGAAGUAGACGACAUUGAUGAAGAAGGAAAGGAGAGGCACACUUUAAGUCGAAGAAGAAUCAUCCCUCUGCCACAGUGGAAAGCCAACCCAGAGACAGACCCUGAGGCGUUGUUCAGCAAAGAUCAGCUGGUGCUGGCCCUCUACCCACAAACCACCUGCUUCUACAGAGCCUUGAUUCAUAACCCCCCACACCGGCCCCAGGAUGACUACUCAGUGCUGUUUGAAGACACAUCCUAUGCUGAUGGCUACUCACCACCUCUCAACGUAGCCCAAAGGUACGUAGUGGCCUGCAAGGAGAACAAGAAAAAGUGAGGGCAAGGAUUGAAUGGAUGAAGAUCUGGACCUGGUUAAGUGGCCUUUAAGUAGGACGACUGUGGUGUAGAAUCAGACUCCUGCUGCUUACUCUCUACGCCACCAAACGAAACUGAAACCAAGACCCAAUCUGAAAUGACUGAAUACCAGCUCUGAUGAAAAUGUACCUGGGAUGGGCUGAAUAUGUUUAUAUUUGUACAUGACUCUUGGAUUAUCAUCGGUGUGAAUGUUGAAUUAGCAUAAUUUGGAAUAUGUGUGUUUUUGUACAAUAUUCCUGUAAAUCUGGGGCCAAAGAAAAUGACUGCAGAUAUACAGUAGAACAAAAUAAAGGGUGAAAUCUCUGUGUAA
Molecule: messenger RNA, 1367 nt
Organism: Neoarius graeffei (lesser salmon catfish)
Lineage: Eukaryota; Metazoa; Chordata; Actinopteri; Siluriformes; Ariidae
Gene: sgf29
Product: SAGA complex associated factor 29
Exons: 10
Coding region: 138-1019 (293 amino acids)
Cellular component (GO): SAGA complex
Source: RefSeq, a predicted model, not a curated record